UACAGUGUUACAGCUCUUUUAGAAUUUGUCUAGCAGGUUUUCUGGCUAAUUGCUGGAAAACCCCUCCCAAUCUAAACGGUUUAUAAAAUAGCUACAGUAGCAUUCUCGUGGCUGGGGCAGUUUGUCCUCGCCGUGGUCCUCUAGGAAGUGCGUGAGCCCUGCAUCCACGCUCAGGGACUUCCGCCUCGUGCGAUACAGCUUCCCUUCCUUCCGCCCGCGCGAGCCCGGCUUCUCCAAUCUGUCCUGUGUUUCUGCUAAAGUAGCGACUGGCGUUCUAUGGCGUCCGCCUCGGCCCAGCCCGCGGCCCUGAGCGCAGAGCAGGCCAAGGUGGUCUUAGCGGAGGUGAUUCAAGCGUUCUCGGCCCCAGAGAAUGCGGUGCGCAUGGACGAGGCUAGAGACAAUGCGUGCAACGAUAUGGGGAAGAUGCUGCAGUUCGUGCUUCCAGUAGCCACACAGAUCCAGCAGGAGGUUAUUAAAGCCUAUGGCUUUAGUUGCGACGGGGAAGGUGUCCUUAAGUUUGCCCGCCUAGUCAAGUCUUACGAAGCCCAGGAUCCUGAGAUCGCCAGCCUGUCCGGCAAGCUAAAGGCCCUGUUCCUGCCACCCAUGACACUGCCACCCCAUGGGCCAGCUUCCGGAAGCAGUGUGGCCGCCUCCUGAGAUUUGUUCUUGUCUGUGUACCACUGCUAGGGAAGAAGACCCUGUGUUCCAGAGGAUAAUAAAUGUGCUUGUGACUAAACUUUA
This is a messenger RNA of Cricetulus griseus (Chinese hamster), 741 nucleotides long. NCBI's taxonomy places the organism in Eukaryota, Metazoa, Chordata, Mammalia, Rodentia, Cricetidae. The record is from RefSeq and is a predicted model, not a curated record.